Bacillus rossius redtenbacheri is the source of this 1127-nucleotide messenger RNA. RefSeq names its product V-type proton ATPase 21 kDa proteolipid subunit c'' (gene VhaPPA1-1). Gene Ontology annotation, biological process: proton transmembrane transport. The record is from RefSeq and is a predicted model, not a curated record. Gene Ontology annotation, cellular component: proton-transporting V-type ATPase, V0 domain; membrane. Bases 92 to 724 code for a protein of 210 amino acids. The transcript has a single exon. Gene Ontology annotation, molecular function: proton-transporting ATPase activity, rotational mechanism. NCBI's taxonomy places the organism in Eukaryota, Metazoa, Arthropoda, Insecta, Phasmatodea, Bacillidae.
UUUCUUUCUUAUCAUAUGACUGAUGGACGUUCAUUGCCACUCGAAGUGAAAGUGUAAUUUCAAGAAUUGGUAAAAUAAGUUUUCCUGCAAGAUGAGUUUACGCACGGUAAUGGCUUAUUCUUUCUUCAUUCCUAUGUCAUCUGCUUUGACAGUGAUAAUACUGUAUUAUAUUCUAACGGGUAAAGGAGAACGCCUAAGUUUUGGAUGGUUCUUGGAGGACACUAGCCCGUAUAUGUGGGGCACCUUGGGCAUCGGGCUCGCUGUUGCGCUAUCAGUGGUGGGCGCGGCGCUGGGAAUCCAUACAACUGGCACGAGCAUUGUUGGUGGAGGAGUGAAAGCCCCGAGGAUCAAGACGAAAAAUUUGAUCUCAGUCAUCUUCUGCGAGGCUGUGGCGAUUUACGGACUGAUCACUGCCAUAGUGUUGUCUGGGAUGCUGGAGCAGUUUACGUUCGACAAGACGGGUGAGAAGAACUUCGUGUACUAUCAGAAUUGGAUGAGCGGCUACGUGAUGUUCGGCUCUGGUCUGAGUGUGGGGCUCGUCAACCUGUUCUGCGGCAUCGCCGUUGGCAUUGUAGGGUCCGGGGCGGCCCUGGCAGAUGCAGCCAAUUCUUCCCUUUUCGUCAAAAUCCUGAUCGUCGAGAUCUUUGGAAGUGCGAUUGGACUGUUUGGUCUGAUUGUUGGCAUUUACUUAACUUCGAAAGUGAAGAUGGGCGACAAGGCGUAGGCUGUGAAAUACACUUUCUCAAGUAGGCUUUGUGUUUAGUUGAAUUUGUUGUGGUGUUUCAUAGUAUUAUACUUGUUAACUGUAAUUUAUUCCCAGCAGCCUUCACCAGUUGGUUGCCGUAGUUUAACUGUAGUCUUGGUGUCAGAUUGUGUGGUUACGUUAAAUUAUAUCUACCAUCUGUGGGGGAAAAUACAAAAUAAUGAAGUUUGCUUACUUGAAACAUUCCCUCAUAUGUUGUCUAUUGUAUGUUACUAGACUAGGAUGAUGUCGAAAAGUGAUGAAGUUAUGUGAACAAAUUUUAUUUGGCAUAUAUGGCCAAAAAUAUUGUUUAAAGGGUGUGUCAUAUGGUGCAAGAUGGUAGCUUAUUAAAUGCUCAUUGAUUGUGUUGUGAACAAAGUGAGAA